GAAGGCGUACACUCGCUACGAAAGAGUUGGUUCUCUGCGACACAGAACAAAUCAGACGACAGAAUAAUCUAAAACACUUUACCUCGAGAAUCUAUACUUUUCCUUUCCAAUUUUACAAGAGGUUUACAGAUUCACGAUGGAAUCUAAGGUCAUUUUCCUGAUGCUGAUUGCUCUGGGAGGUGCAAUCGCCUCACCAAAAUUCGUUUCAGAAUCUGGCCACACAGCAGAUGAGGGAAGCGCGAGCGCGAGCGCGACUAAGAAGGGUGUUAUCACCUUCGGCCUGAUGGUUUUUCGCGUUACUGGAGGAGAUCCCACCCGUUUCAAUGGUUAUGGCUGCUGGUGUGGAAUUGGUGGGGAAGGCAAACCCGUGGAUGACUUGGACAGGUGCUGCCAAGUUCACGACAAAUGCUAUGACGACAUUGUACGGUCGAAGGUUUGCCCUUUCGAGAAAGCAGUUUAUGCUCUCCCCUACUCAACAAAACCGAAACACCCUGCCGAAUGCGAACCUGCAUCUCAUUACUGGUUGAAUGGAGAAUGCCGCUUUCGCUUGUGCGAGUGCGAUGCAGCUGCCGCUAAAUGCUUUAAGAAGAAUCACUUUAACAAGAAGUAUAAAAAUUACCCACAGGACAAAUGCAAGAAUGACAAGCCUUCUAAAAGUGAUGAAGAAACAACACAACCGUUGUUUUUUAUUUGAGUUUGUAAUUGUUUGUUAGAUGAAUA
Messenger RNA from Pocillopora verrucosa, 720 nucleotides. The record is from RefSeq and is a predicted model, not a curated record. Lineage: Eukaryota; Metazoa; Cnidaria; Anthozoa; Scleractinia; Pocilloporidae.